CAUUAAGAAAUGACUUAUACUCCGUAUCUUAAAAAAUUUCACCUAAGUUUUAUUCCAUUUCUUCAGUCGGCCGGCCCAUUCAAGCCCAUACCGUCCUUGCCCACUAUAAUUUCACCGCCUUUGACUUACUGCUGAAACCCUAGGGAGGCUUGGUGCAGCAGGCGGAAGAUUUGUUGAAGAAGUUCCAAUGGGGAGAAGGCCAGCAAGGUGUUACCGUCAGAUUAAGAAUAAGCCAUACCCAAAGUCAAGGUACUGUCGCGGUGUACCCGACCCAAAAAUCAGGAUCUAUGAUGUGGGAAUGAAGAAAAAGGGUGUAGAUGAAUUCCCCUUCUGUGUGCAUUUGGUCAGUUGGGAGAAGGAGAAUGUCUCAAGUGAGGCUCUUGAAGCUGCACGAAUUGCUUGCAACAAGUACAUGACCAAGUUUGCAGGAAAGGAUGCCUUCCACUUAAGGGUUAGGGUUCACCCUUUCCAUGUGCUUCGUAUUAACAAGAUGUUGUCAUGUGCUGGGGCUGAUAGGCUCCAAACAGGAAUGAGGGGUGCAUUUGGCAAGCCGCAGGGUGUCUGUGCUCGCGUGGCCAUUGGACAGGUUCUUCUCUCAGUCCGCUGCAAGGAUUCUAACAGUCAGCACGCACAGGAGGCCUUGCGUCGUGCCAAGUUUAAGUUCCCUGGUCGCCAAAAGAUCAUUGUUAGCAGGAAAUGGGGCUUCACAAAAUUCAACCGCACCGAUUAUGUAAACUACAAGAAGGAAGGCCGCAUUGUACCUGAUGGUGUCAAUGCCAAGCUUUUGGGAUGCCAUGGACCUCUUGCAAAUCGCCAGCCUGGGAGAGCAUUUAUAGAUGCAGUAGCAUAAACCCUUUUGUCAAGUUUCCCAAGUCUCUCACUUAUCAUAUUAUAUUUCUAUUUCAUUCCUACUAUUGUGUUUUGGGUCUGCAUUGUGAUACAAUUUCCGUUCACAUAUUUUUAAUAACUGAGUUUUUUCACUUCCUCUGAAAUUUGGGUUCUAUUUCGUCUGGUUUUUCGUAAAUUUUAAGGGGGAAGGUUUCCAUGACAUUGGGAACCAAU
Molecule: messenger RNA, 1062 nt
Organism: Cuscuta campestris
Lineage: Eukaryota; Viridiplantae; Streptophyta; Magnoliopsida; Solanales; Convolvulaceae
Source: the annotation of a GenBank genome assembly